AGAUCUUGUCACCUUUAAACUGUCAAAGGAGCAGUAAGUGAUUAUAUCUGGCAUCGAAAAAGAACCUGGGGUCUUCUGACCAGUCAACAGGAGCAGAUGUCAAGCCCGGCACUACUAGGGGAAGGGGGGGAAGAGUCAAAGUUGCCUGAUAAAGAAGAGCUGAACAGAAAGAUUAAAGAGCAAAAAAUUGUAGUUGAUGAACUUUCCAACUUGAAGAAGAAUCGUAAAGUUUACAGACAGCAACCGAACAGCAACAUAUUCUUUCUAGCAGACAGAACUCAAACUCUCUCCGAAUGCAGAAUUACUUUAGAUGAACUAAAGAAGGCUCAUCAAGAAAUAGAAAACUCAGAAAAAACCAAGACCAAGAAAUAGUUAAAUCCAAUACAAGUUUACAAUGUG
Protobothrops mucrosquamatus (brown spotted pit viper) is the source of this 399-nucleotide messenger RNA. It is a transcript of the gene ASDURF, whose product is annotated as ASNSD1 upstream reading frame. NCBI's taxonomy places the organism in Eukaryota, Metazoa, Chordata, Lepidosauria, Squamata, Viperidae. The transcript is spliced from 4 exons. The record is from RefSeq and is a predicted model, not a curated record. Bases 97 to 372 code for a protein of 91 amino acids.